UGGCCUUCCAGCACAUCCGGUAGCAGGCGGGGCUCCGUUGCCGGAGUAACUGGGCGUCGUUGUAGAGGUGGUGUCUUCCUGUGGCAGAGGUACCUAUUUCCCUGCGCCGAGAUCCUGAGACUAUGAAUCAUGGUGAAAGAUUCGUUUUCAUUACAGAGUGGUAUGAUCCAAAUGCUUCACUUUUUCGACGUUAUGAACUUUUAUUUUACCCAGGAGAUGGAUCUGUUGAAAUGCAUGAUGUAAAAAAUCACCGCACCUUUUUAAAGCGAACCAAAUAUGAUGAUCUUCACUUGGAAGAUUUAUUUAUAGGCAACAAAGUGAAUGUCUUUUCUCGACAACUGGUGCUAGUUGACUAUGGGGAUCAAUAUACAGCUCGCCAACUGGGCAGUAGAAAAGAAAAAACAUUGGCUCUGAUUAAACCAGAUGCAAUAUCAAAAGCUGGAGAAAUAAUUGAAAUGAUAAACAAAGCCGGAUUUACUAUAACCAAACUCAAAAUGAUGAUGCUUUCAAGGAAAGAUGCAAUGGAUUUUCAUAUAGACCAUCAGUCAAGGCCCUUUUUAAAUGAACUGAUCCAGUUUAUUACAAGUGGUCCUACUAUCGCCAUGGAAAUUUUAAGAGAUGAUGCCAUAUGUGAGUGGAAAAGAUUGCUUGGACCUGCAAACUCCGGGAUGGCUCGUUCGGAUGCUCCUGGAAGCCUGAGAGCCCUCUUUGGAACCGAUGGCAUAAGAAAUGCAGCUCAUGGCCCCGAUUCUUUUGCUUCUGCUGCCAGAGAAAUGGAGUUAUUUUUUCCUUCAAGUGGAGUUUGUGGACCAGCAAACACUGCUAAAUUUACGAAUUGUACCUGUUGCAUUAUUAAGCCCCAUGCCAUCAGUGAAGGACUGCUGGGAAAGAUCCUCAUGGCUAUCCGGGAUGCAGGUUUUGAAAUCUCAGCUAUGCAGAUGUUCAACAUGGAUCGAGUUAAUGUUGAAGAGUUUUAUGAAGUUUAUAAAGGAGUGGUGUCUGAGUAUAAUGAGAUGGUGAAAGAAAUGUAUUCUGGCCCUUGUGUAGCAAUGGAGAUUCAACAAAAUAAUCCUACAAAGACAUUUCGAGAAUUCUGUGGACCUGCUGAUCCUGAAAUUGCCCGGCAUUUACGCCCUGGAACCCUCAGAGCAGUCUUUGGUAAAACUAAGAUCCAGAAUGCUGUUCACUGUACUGAUCUACCAGAGGAUGGCCUAUUAGAGGUUCAGUAUUUCUUCAAGAUCUUGGAUAACUAGCAGUAGAGAAAGCAAAGAAGUCACAGGCUGGAGUAUUUAGACAAGAGUGAAUCACGCACAUGAGGAAUGUGUUCAUUCUUUUAUUGUCCAUUGUUUUAACCUGACUGAAUACAAGAUCAACAAGAGCACUGUACUCCUGGCAAUUAUUAUAUAUGUUAGAACAUGGAUUUUGCACUGUAGACAACAUUUAACACCAGUCUAUGGGGUACUGCAUUGCUUUUUAUAAAGUCCAAAAUAAAGAUUUAUUUUCAAACAA
Molecule: messenger RNA, 1509 nt
Organism: Callorhinus ursinus (northern fur seal)
Lineage: Eukaryota; Metazoa; Chordata; Mammalia; Carnivora; Otariidae
Gene: NME7
Product: NME/NM23 family member 7
Biological process (GO): UTP biosynthetic process; CTP biosynthetic process; GTP biosynthetic process
Cellular component (GO): centrosome; axonemal microtubule
Molecular function (GO): ATP binding; nucleoside diphosphate kinase activity
Source: RefSeq, a predicted model, not a curated record